Messenger RNA from Triticum dicoccoides, 2317 nucleotides. RefSeq lists its product as uncharacterized. Gene Ontology annotation, molecular function: protein binding. Lineage: Eukaryota; Viridiplantae; Streptophyta; Magnoliopsida; Poales; Poaceae. The coding region runs from base 127 to 1422 and encodes 431 amino acids. The record is from RefSeq and is a predicted model, not a curated record. The transcript has 2 exons.
UAAUAUAGAAGCUCUAAAGACUGAACCCCGCAUGCUUCCGCCCUGACCCACACCACAUCCACGGCCGGCGGAUCCUCAGCUCAGCUGCUCCGCCACGCCGCGCUCCACGGCCUCCAGGUUCUCCUGAUGGAGCCGUCGGAUACUAGCCCAGCCGUCACCACCAUCGACUCCCUCAAGGACGACAACAUCGAGGACGUCCUGCUGCGCCUCCCGUCGCCGGCCUCCCUCGCUCGAGCCGCGCUCGCCUCACGCCGCUGGCGCGGCAUCGCCUCAAGCUCCCCCUUCCUGCGCCGCUUUCGCGAGCUCCACCACCGGUCACCCAUCCUCGGCCUCUUCGCCUCCCAGCCGGACCUCCAGCAGCUCCCCAUCUUCCACCCCGCGGCCGCCGUCCGCUCCGACCCGGACCUCGCAGCCGCCGCGCGUGGGGGCGACUUCCUGCUCACCCGCCUCGAGGACGACCCGGCGUGGCGCUUCCGGGACUGUCGCAACGGCCGCCUCCUCCUCCGCAGAGGCCACUCCCUUUCCCUCUACGACCCCGUCUCCCACCGGCAAGUCCGCGUGCCCCGUCCACCGAAGGACGAGCCCUUCCCUGCAGCUGGAGCAGCGGAGUACUUAUGGGACUGCUUGCUGGACGGCCAUGGAGAAUUCCGCGUGGUCACCGUGCAGCGAGACGGCCAAAGGUUGCGCGCCAUGGAGUACGCCUCCCGCACAGCCGAGUGGCGCAUCCACCCGUGGGCGGACGGCAUCCACAUGCCUGCGCAUGCGCAGAGCAUGCGACCGAUGCUCGCUGCCGCGGCCGGGCUCAUCUUUUGGAGAUAUGACCGGAACUCCUCGCUCCUGCUCGAUACAAGCACCAUGGCAUUCUCCUUCUCCAUCGUCCCUCUCCCAGUUACAAUAGCGACGCACACGAUGAUGCCGCCGGGAGCAUACGCCAUCGGAGACACCGAGGCCGGUGUGUGUUGCCUUUUGCUUAUGGUCGGCAGGACUACGCUGCAAGUCUGGCUACUCAAGAAGAAGGACGGCGGCGGCGGGCAUGCGUGGGAGUUGGAGAAGCAAAGCCAUAUAGGCUGGCUGGACAGCUUCAACCGGCGGUUUGGUGUCCAUAUGGUGGCUGCUGGGCUCGCAAUUGUUUACUGCAUGAGUUGCAAGUAUUCUCACUUUGUCAUUGAUCUCAAGGACCUGAGCCUCAAGGAUAAGUUCCGUUGUCAUCGUACCAUGGCGUACCCUUUCCAAAUGCCAUGGCCACCUGCUGCGUUGGUGCCUACUUCUCCGUGCGAACGGCCCACCACACCCCAAACAUAUGCAUGCCGAGAUGCUGAAAAUCAACACGAAGCACCUUCUUCUAGUAGGAAGCGCAAGAGCAAUGAUGAAAUGGAGCCAUGUAUUUCCCCAGCUUCUUUGAAGAAUGAAUUCAUCAGAUAAGAAAUUGUGCUAUGAGAUUGGACCGCCGACUUGAAUAUAAAGAAGGCGAUCAACAAUUGCACCUUUAAACCCCUUGUGAGCAAAAUAUUCCCCGUUUAUCCUUCAUAUGUGCAAGUUGAAAAUACGAUAAACUUUGUACUUAGGAAGAGAUUUCUAUUGACAAGCAUAUAUCCAGAGUCAAAAUAUCAAAUAAUGAUUUUUUUACUGAAAAUAUGUAUGUGCAUGGUAGAAAAGAUUAUAAGAAACACAACCUAUAUAUCAACUUCUAGACAAUCAUUCAUACGUAGUUCCUAAAUAAAUAUGCACAGAAAGUAAGUUAGGCCAAUUUGAUAGUACUCCCUCUGUUCACUUUUAUAAGACACUCUAGACAUUUCAGACAGCUUGUAAAACAGCUCAAUUUCAGUUGUCUGAAACGACUUAUAAAAGUGAACAGAGGAGUAGCAUUUUACUUGUAUAUGCACUGAAUGAAUUCCUCAUGGAACCUACAUCGCAACAUCAGCCAUCUUUGUCUUCUACCGCACUCAUGAUGUUUUGCUACUAUGUUGUUAACAGCACUACUGGGUGUUGAGAUACAACUGAUUGAGUUGGGAGGGAGCUUCAAAUCUGCCUAGCCCUCGUUUUGAUGACCACAACAAAGACCAGCUGUUGUUUCUUGAUCUCCCGUUUCUGUUUGGUUUUUAUAUUUCUGAAUUAUUGUAAUGCAUUAGUUUGUAAGAUGGCUUGUAGUUCUAAAGAUUAUAUUGGGGUGUUAUCAGAUUCGUAAGAACGUUAUAAACUGUUAUUGUGGGUCAUGUAGUUGUAAGUUAUAUCAGGAAUUCAAUGUUCUCGUAACCUCCUCGGCCUAGACCAGUGAUGGUCUUGGACCUGAAUUCAAUGUAGUUGUUGUUUCUUGAUC